AUGGUUAAUACUUAUUUAAAUUUGAUUUAUGAAGAAGUUAAAAGUAAAGAGAAUGAAAGUAAUGAAUUCAAUAAUAAUAUUUCUACUGCUGGCACUUGUAAACAAUGGCAAUAUUUAAAAGAUACUAAUCAGGUGGAAUAUUUGCCUUCUGUUACUACUGAUGAUUUACUUUGUAAAGUUCAAGCUACAAUUUAUCUUUCAUUAGAUGAAUUAUAG
Molecule: messenger RNA, 216 nt
Organism: Cetraspora pellucida
Lineage: Eukaryota; Fungi; Glomeromycota; Glomeromycetes; Diversisporales; Gigasporaceae
Source: the annotation of a GenBank genome assembly